CCUCUCUCUCUCUCUCUCUCUCUCACAAUGGCUGCUACUCAGUCGCUGGCUAACAUGAUGGGCACCCAUCCGGGCAUUACCUGCGAUGGCUGCGGUGUCGAGCCCAUGUUUGGUCUCCGGUACAAGUGCAGCAAGUGCGCCAACCAUGACCUCUGCGAGGCCUGCCACGCGACGUUCCUCAGCGGGACGCUGCCGCACAACAACCCGAAGAACCCACUGUCGCGGCUGGCAGAGGACCACGCGUUUGAUCCGUUUGUCGAUCCCACCGGCAAGCAGUUCCAGCCGCUGAAGAAGGUGUCGACGACGACGGCGACAGUGGCCAAGGGGCCCAAGGUCAAGCCGAACGACAAGUGCCCUUGCGGAUCGGGCAAGAAGUACAAGAAGUGCUGCCGCAAGCUGUGA
This is a messenger RNA of Thecamonas trahens ATCC 50062, 402 nucleotides long. RefSeq lists its product as uncharacterized. Gene Ontology annotation, molecular function: zinc ion binding. Lineage: Eukaryota; Apusomonadida; Apusomonadidae. The transcript has 2 exons. Bases 28 to 402 code for a protein of 124 amino acids. The record is from RefSeq and is a predicted model, not a curated record.